Molecule: messenger RNA, 714 nt
Organism: Populus nigra (black poplar)
Lineage: Eukaryota; Viridiplantae; Streptophyta; Magnoliopsida; Malpighiales; Salicaceae
Exons: 3
Coding region: 177-596 (139 amino acids)
Cellular component (GO): chloroplast envelope
Source: RefSeq, a predicted model, not a curated record
UAAACAAACUAGGAUUUAGUUUAUUCAGACUACCAAACACCAUCUUAUCUUCACCAGCACUUAACCCCUCCUCUUCAAUCUCAAACAGAGCGUGAGCAGAGUCAGCCUCAAAUAGUACUCAUCCCUCAAAAGGAAAAAAAGAAGAAAAGAAAUUGUAAAGAAAAAAAAUCAAUCAGAUGACGAAGGCGAAGAAAGAAUUGCUAUCGAAAGCACCAUGGAGAGGCGAAGACGACGAUGAAUCCAAUAAAUUCAAAGACGCAAAACUCAAAGUCACCAGCCAACCUGGUUCCACGCCUACUAUGCACGUCCCUCGUAAGAAGAGCCAACGUUUUGACGAUGAAGACGACGAUGAUCAAGCCCUCGAAAUCGACCCAGAACUUCGUUACAGUUUCCAGCGCAACUUUCAGUUUCUUCAAAGGGUGUUUAGUAUUGAUACUGUGGUGAAGCCUCUUCCUCCGGCUAUGGCGUAUAAUGUUUCUCGAAAUUUGAGCUUUUUUACGCGUAUCUUUACGCAGUUCUUUGAUCCUGAAGGUAUUGCAAAUGCGCAGAAAUCUCUUGGGUUAGGACAGGAAGAAAAAGCUCGGCGUGUCCGUUGAGAACUGACAUUCUAGCAUACUUUUGCUAUGUAAUUUUGAUUGUAUCUGGAUCUUUGUUUUGUCAAGAAUUGUUAUGCAUGACCUACCUUUUCUAAAUCAGAAUUUCUAUCUUGUCCAA